GCCGUCAUUUUGUUACCAAAAAUUGAAUUGAAUGAAAAUUGCUCGAUAUUAUAUAUUUCAGUAAUAACACCGGUGUUUAAUUAUUUCAAACACAUUUUAACCUCAAAACAGGCACAUUAAAAUGUGAUUUUGGUGAUUAAAUAAUCAUUGUCUUGCAAGACAAUAAUUCUUCCUUGUAUAUUUCUUUAAAAUGGUUAUCUAACGUGGUUUUAUUAGGUUUCUCUUGUUUUUUGUACAAAAUAAAUGUUUUUAUUAGUCAUUAAUAUACAUGUACAUUCCUAUGCCAUUGAGAGAUUUUGAGGAGGAAAAAUGGUUGCCAUCACUUUAACAACUAAUCUCUUUUAAGUUUGUUGGGGGUUUUUUUUCAUCAUUUUUAAAAAUCUUUUCUUUUUCUUUUUCUUAACACACGUAAUUUGUCCGAACAAAUUUACUUGUUUGUUCGAACGAAUUUCUAUUUCGUCCUAACAAAGUGGUAAUUCGUCUGAACGAAUUUCUUAUUCGUCCGAACAAUUUGCUAUUUCGUCCGAACGGAUACAUUUUCUUAUAUUUGGCCUUUCUACGCCGCCGUAAUUUUAUGCCAAUGACUGUCAUUUAGUUUUGAUAUGCCAGUAAAAAGAGGAGUUGCAACAUUUUAUUUACUUUCGUUUUCUUCUAUAGGGUCAGUACUUUUAUUUUUGGACUUGAGAACCAUCUUUAGUGGUCAACAAGAAAUGCAUUCAAUUUUCUUUCAUGCUCUUGUAUAUAGUAUUUCAAAGUCAAACUGAAUUUAUUUUACAAUUAACACAUUUUUUCAUAUAACAUGUUCUUAAAAGAAUUUUCUUCGCGUGAGUUUCUACAGCAUCCAUAUAUACAUGGAUAUAUGCUUAUGGAGGAAGUACUCUUUGAUUGAGCAUUUGUAUCAGAAAUUGUCAUUUUGUGACAUUUUAGGGUAUACAAAUCCCCUUUUAGUGCGGAAAAGGUACAAACUUGAGUUGAAAUACCCUCUCCCCGCUUUCAAAGUUUUCUGGAAAUCCCCCUUGUGUUCCACCAGCAAUCUUUAAUAAAUACCUGAAAGAUAUUUUAUUUUAUUUUUUUAUUUUUUUGCAUCUAUUUAUUUUAUUUAUUUAUAGAGUUUUAUAUUUAUUUAUUCAUUUUUUAUUUAUUUGUUUAUUUAUUUUUUUUAUUCAUGAAAAAUAACACAUUUAUUCUUCUUCACAGAAUGAGCGGAUUAACUGUGUUGUGUACAUUAUUUCUCUUUUCUGCGCAAGCGACCGGAAGUGGCAACCCCGGCGGACUCUUGCAUGGAUUGCUCGGUAGAGGUAAUGGCGGUGGACCUGGUGGUCAAGCAGGCCGAGGUUCAUCCGGUGGUCAAGGAAGCCGCGGUUCAGAUGUAGCACAUCUCAUCCAACAGUUUCAGUCCUUCGGUAGACAAGGCGGAAGAGGUGGAGCUCCGGGCGGGGCUUUGCCAGGUGUAGGGCACGGUGGCUUAACUGGAGGAGCACUGACAGGCGCAGGACAUGGCGGUCUUCCAGGUAACCUAGGCGGUGGAGCGAUUCCAAUUUCUGGCGGCGGAUCUCCGGGUUUACAGGGCGGUUUCGGGGGUUCUUUUGCAGCUGACGCAUCAUCAUUCCUAGGUGGAUCAUCCCCGUUUGCUGGAAACGCAGGUUCCUUCCCAGGUGGACCAUCCGGGUCUGGCCCCAACAUUGGUGGACAGAGCAGUUUAUUUACUGGUCAAGGAUUCCCCGGAGGCAGCCACGGGGGUGCUAAUGUAGUACACAGCAAGACCCACAGUGGUUCAUCUAUGGUCUCUGGCAGUGUAGCUAACAGUUUUCCAAUUGGUGGGGCUGGUCCGUCAGUCGGAGGACCUCGUGGUUUAAAUGGUCUCGGUGGUUCGGGUUUUAUUGAAAACCAAGAUGGUACCGGAGGAGCGGCUUUCUUGCAAAACUUACUUGGUGGAUCCAGCAGCCAAGGGAAUUUAGGAGGUGGUCUUGCUGGACUUCUUGGAGGUGGUCCAAGUGGUGGACAUAUCGGAUCCGGUGGGGGAUCGGGAGGAUUGUCAUUCGGAGGAAAUCUGUUAAACGGACCAGGUGGAAUUUUCGGGCUUCUUAAUAGCGGUUCUGAUGCAGGCGGUGGAACUGGAGGUAUUUCGGGACUUGGAAGCAGAUUCCAUGCCGGAUUUGGUGCUCAUUCUCUUUCUGGACCCCAAAGAGGUCCGCAAGGUGGCCAUAGUGGUCAGUCAUUGUCUGCCGGUGUUAGCUUCCAAGGUGGCCAAUCCGGAUUAUCACAUGGAGCCGGAGGAAAUAUUCCUCUAGAGACAGGGGGACUUCAAGGACUCUUAGGUGGAAGAACUAGUGGAGGACACGGGGCAUCUCAGGGAAGUUUAACAAGUGGACUGCAUGGACUUCUAGACAGAAUUAGUGGAAAAGGGGGUCUUGCUGGUGGACCCGGAGGUCUAGCCGGUGGACCAGGAGGCUUUGCUGGUGGACCCGGAGGUCUAGCUGGUGGACCGGGGGGCUUUGCUGGUGGACCGGGAGGCUUUGCUGGUGGACCCAGAGGUCUAGCCAGUGGAUCCGGAGGAUUUGCUGGUGGACCUGGAGGUCUAGCCGGUGGACCUGGAGGAUUUGCUGGGGGACCCGGAGGCUUUGCUGGUGGACCCGGAGGUCUAGCCGGUGGAUCCGGAGGAUUUGCUGGUGGACCUGGAGGUCUAGCCGGUGGACCCGGAGGCUUUGCUGGUGGACCCGGAGGCUUUGCUGGUGGACCUGGGGGACUUGCUGGUGGACCCGGAAGCUUUAGUGGUAAACAUGGAGGUCUAGCUGGUGGACCUGGAGGCUUUGCUGGUGGACCCGGAGGCUUUGCUGGUGGACCUGGAGGCUUUGCUGGUGGACCUGGAGGCUUUGCUGGCGGACCCGGAGGUCUAGCUGGUGGACCCGGAGGCUUUGCUGGUGGACCCGGAGGUCUAGCUGGUGGACCCGGAGGUCUUGCUGGUGGACCGAUAGGAAUAUCUGGAGGAAUCCAGGGAGGACCAAGUGGGUUGGGGGCAGUUGGAGCACCAGGUCAUCUAGGAGGAGUUGGUUCAAGCUCUGGAUCACAUGGAGUUGUUAAAACAAAGCAAAAGCCAAUUGGUUGAAUAGAAAAAAUGACAUGGUGUUUUGAGUCCCAAUGUUGUAAAUGUAUUUAACUAAAAAGUUAUGUAUUAUAAUGUGAUGCGAUUAUUCAGAAAGUAAAUUUUAAAAAGAACAGAU
Ostrea edulis (European flat oyster) is the source of this 3221-nucleotide messenger RNA. RefSeq lists its product as uncharacterized. NCBI's taxonomy places the organism in Eukaryota, Metazoa, Mollusca, Bivalvia, Ostreida, Ostreidae. The transcript has 2 exons. The record is from RefSeq and is a predicted model, not a curated record. Bases 1166 to 3106 code for a protein of 646 amino acids.